AUGAAUUGGUUGAAUGAAGUGGCUGUGGGUGUGUCUCGGGGAAUAAGACAGAAUCCGCGAACCCGGUCGGCGGACAAGGUCAUGAUACAUGGAAAACAGCUGGAAAGUGCCGUAGCCUCGAGACGUAUCACGAUAAAAGUUACCAGUGAAGGUCUCGAUUGGUGA
Fusarium verticillioides 7600 is the source of this 165-nucleotide messenger RNA. RefSeq lists its product as hypothetical. The transcript has a single exon. Bases 1 to 165 code for a protein of 54 amino acids. The record is from RefSeq and is a predicted model, not a curated record. NCBI's taxonomy places the organism in Eukaryota, Fungi, Ascomycota, Sordariomycetes, Hypocreales, Nectriaceae.